This is a messenger RNA of Entamoeba invadens IP1, 1653 nucleotides long. RefSeq lists its product as hypothetical. The transcript has a single exon. The record is from RefSeq and is a predicted model, not a curated record. The coding region runs from base 1 to 1653 and encodes 550 amino acids. NCBI's taxonomy places the organism in Eukaryota, Evosea, Mastigamoebida, Endamoebidae.
AUGUUUACACACUCAAAAAAACGACCGUUGUUCCCGAUCAAAAACAAAAUAAACACCGAGGUCGUGACGAAAAAGAAUGUUGAAGAAACAAAGGAAUUCAAUUUCAAUUUUGAAAGCUCGGAAGAGGCUGAGGUCGACGAUAAAUGGUUUGACAAGAUGACAAUAGACAGCGGAGAAGUUGCACUCAAAAACACUUCGCUCGCGGCUAUGGACUUUUCAGAUGAGGAGCUGUUGUUUGACACAAAGCAAAAUUCUGAGAUAGUCAAAGAACCUCACAAGACUUUACCUAAAAUUAGUAUUGAAAAGGGAAGUGGUGAGAAUGGUGUAAAAGUUGUUAUGGAUUCUCAGAAUGGAAAAGAAGAGAAGAUAGUUGUUGGGCCAAAUAAAGUUGGUGUGGAAAAUGGGGAAUUCCCAAUUCAAAAAUCACACAGAGAUGAAAAAAAUAUCGCCAUUCCAAAGGCCGAACCACAAAAGAAUGGAAUUGUGCCAGAAAUCGUUCAGAAAGCCUCACUCAAGAGCCCCGCACUACCAGAGAAAGGGGUACAACAGAUUACCGAAAAGGAAAAACUACAACCUACUUUACAGAAAACACCAGAAAAAGUGACAACAACACUUCAGAAUACACCCGUUGCAACAGUAACAAAAACCACCCAACAAACACAAAACACAGUAAAACGCAUUUCUCUUCAGACAAAGCCAAUGUUUAAAAAGCCACACCUUUCGAUUAAACGAUUCAAGUUUUCUGCGCCGACUGCAAAAACGAAGUUGAUGGACAAAAUAGGAAAGAUGAAAAGGGACAUCAACUUAGACAUCAAAAGCAUUUGUUCGCAGACAAGCAACGAAAUGAAAAUGGAAGAUCAGAAAAUUGAAGUUGCAGUUGAAGGACAAGCCCAGCAAGGAGUUGAGAAAAUAAACGAAAAAAUGAAUGAACUCAAUGUGAUACAACAACCAAACACGGUUAAUUUUGGUAAAACCAAAAACGUUCAAGAAAAAGAAACAUCGCCACAACUUGAAGCCGAAGAAAACACAGAAAGGAAUGAAAAAAUGGUUACCACUACGAAAGAACAAGAAACUGAAAAAAAACAGAAAGUCGUCGAAAAAACGUAUGAUAGGAAAGAUGCAAAAAUUGACAAUUUUUCGGAGGAAGAACGACAGUUGAUAAAAAAGACAAAGAAACCAAUUGAAAGCAUCGAAGAGGUGCGUCCACAAUUGAAGCGUGUUAUCCAAUUAAAGGAAGAUCCGUCCCAAAAGUUCGAAAUCAAGAAAAUAGAAAUUCACAAUAUUUUUGACGAUGUUAUGGAACCAACAGAGGCACUUAAACGGAUCCACACAGCAGCACAGAUGGUAAACUUUCUUCCAAUCAAUAAAGAAAUGCAGGCGGAAAAGUUGUUUCUCGUUCCAAACCCAAUUCCAGUUCCUUUUCCACAGAACAACGAAGAAACGCAAAUUGCUCUUUCCAUUUGCGACGAAUUUUUGUAUAAAACAGAAGAAAGCCUUGAAGUGUUUCUGCCCGCUCUCAACAAACAAGCCAAUUGUCUUCUCGAGCAACUCAAAGCUUUCAAAAAAGAGAAGGUAGACAUCGAAGCAACAGUGCUAAAGAAUGACAAAAAAAUCCGAGACCUUCUCGAGAACGUUCAGAGGAACCUUCUAUAG